AUGAAAAAAACUGCCAAUGCUAGCAUGGCCAUGCCACCUUUUUUUCAAAUUAAUGAUUCAUGUGAAUGUCUUGUAAUGUUGUUUCAGGUAGAAAAGUUGGCCAGAGGUAGCUUCUUCUUCCUUAGAGAGUCAUUCCCGUUUGAUGAAUCAAGCUUUGGUGAGUUGUCUGAUGGUAUCACUACUAAAAAGCCAAUGUUGACAUCAAAGCCCAUAUCAUAUGUUUUUGAGCUAUGCCCGCCUACUGAGAUUCAGUUAAGUGAUUACACAACUGUUCUUCGCCAGUGUCUACAUGACAUCCAGUAG
Molecule: messenger RNA, 303 nt
Organism: Ilex paraguariensis (yerba mate)
Lineage: Eukaryota; Viridiplantae; Streptophyta; Magnoliopsida; Aquifoliales; Aquifoliaceae
Source: the annotation of a GenBank genome assembly